GUAUAAUACACUCUUCUGAAACCCAACCUACAUUACAAUCGGCCCUAGAGCUUUGCAUCAAAAUUGAUGAUAAAAUUUCCCUUUUUCAUCUAUCGAUUCAAAAAUUGAUAGCCAAUGGAGUCUUCUUCUUCUUCUUCUUCUUCAUCUUCAUCUUCAACAUUCUAUGUUUCUCAUUUUGACUAUCUCAUUCUAUUCUUUCUUCGUCCCCUUCUCGCCAUCUCCUUCGUGCUCUCCUUAAUUCUCCUCGGUUGGUUCUUGGCGUGGAAGCUAGUUCUGGUUCAUGUUCCUCUGGUUCAAGAAAUCUUCGGCCUGCGAAAAAAACACACAAAGCCCAAACCCCCAACUCGCGGGAGGCUCUCGAGAUUGUACAACAGUAUUGAUGCCCAAAAUUCAACUUCUCAGUGAUGAAAGAUUUACGCAGCUGCCUCAAGCAACAUUCACAAUCACCUUCUUGUCCUAAAGUUGUCACUGUUUUGUUGAUUGUAGAUGUUUUGUGUAUUUGGCAACUUUUAAGUUUUAACCAUAUUCUAUUGACUUGAGGGUGGUUACAACUUGCUUUUCUUUUUAUUAAACGGAAAGCAUUAUGUAUUGAUUGAUGUAAUGUUUCCACUUGAUAGAUUGUGUUAAUGAGCAUCGAUCUUGUAGCCCCUAUAAUUUAAAGAUGCAAAAUUCAUGAAGAUUUUUUCUUUUUCCUUUUUUUUUUGGAGUGGGCGGUGGAGUCAUAAAACAUGCAGAAUGUUGAGGGCUGAAACCCCAUAAAGCUAAACUGUUAAACAGUAUAUCAUUGUAUGUAGUUCAAAACUAUGCCUUCUUCCUCAACCAACGGCCCAAAAAAUUGUAAAACAUGUGGGUGCAAAAAAAUAAAUAAAUAAAGAGACAGAGAAUUGAGCUCAUGAAUACUUUUUUUUUUUUUUAAUAUAAAUAUUAAGGUGUACAUGUCAAGGAAAUCAGUAAUUCUCAAAAAUAACACUCGUAAUUUCGUUAGGAAGACAAAAGGUCAUAAGUGCAAAAUUAAAAGAAAAAAUGAAAUUAGUUUAAUUUGUUGCCUGGAUAAGACACUUCAGCCACAUUGAAUUGUUAAGUGAGUAUAUGAUGUUUGCCUUAGCUUUGAGAAAUUUUAAAACUCCCAAGUUAUCAAGUGAAAGAAGUUACCUCUGUGUAUUUUCUUACCUGCUGAAUGUUUUUGUGCUUGCACAGAGACGGGUGUUCUUGCUUGAUCUUAUCUUGGUUGAACUUAAAUCUCUACUUAGUAGGUACACUUGGAUGUCCCACGGUAAUUAAAUGCUACCAUUGUGUUUUACAUUGCGUUUUGAAAUUAUGCAUAGUACUCAAAAUCCACCAGCACUGAAGGAUCUGUUUUGGGAUUUUAUUAUGACUGGACUUCCAAUGAUUGAUCACCAUUAUUUUUUACAAUAGCUUGCUUGCAUUU
Molecule: messenger RNA, 1429 nt
Organism: Camellia sinensis
Lineage: Eukaryota; Viridiplantae; Streptophyta; Magnoliopsida; Ericales; Theaceae
Source: RefSeq, a predicted model, not a curated record